AAAAAAAAAAAAAAAAGACCUGACCAAGAUGGCGGAGGCGGAAGCUAGCAGAAGUCUGCUUGCGCUGCUCAAUGGCGUCGCUCAGCAACUUUACUACGGCAAGAGUGAGGUGACGGAGGAAAUGUUACACGGCCAGCUCUUCCCCGACAUGACCCGGGAACACUUUAAGGCCUUCUACCACAAAAUGAGAGCACUUUUAAAGUCCAUUGCCACGGCCGACAUGGACCACGCCCAGCUGGAGGCCUUUCUCACCGCCCAGACCAGGAAGCAAGGGGCGGGCGGCGCCGACCCCGAGCAGGCCGCCGCCCUCGCUCGCUUCUGGAAGAUUCACCGUGUCCGCGUGAGGGAGAGCCUGCUGUCCCACAGCCGCUGGGAGCCUGGACUCAGGGGUCUGUCCUGGAGGGUGGACCUCCAGACGGCGGCCGGCAGAGGCCCCCUGGCUCUGAUGGAGAUGGAGCUGGGCGGUAGCGGCGGCCAGGACUCUCAGUUUGUGUGCGUGGAGAUGGACGAGGACAAGGUCCACGAGGUGCUCAAGAAGAUGGCCGAGGUCCAGGCCAGCAUUGACGCCAUCCUUCAGCGCACCUGACUCGCCCGUUUAGACCGCCUCGCCCUGACUAAGCCAGUCUCAUACGUGAAGAUUCCAGAGACAUUGCAGAGCCUCGCUGACCAUUCCCCAACCUUGAAGACCUGGACAACCUGAGAACAAAAACUAUUGAGACCAGCUCUGUUGUUGUUGUUGUUGUUGUUGUUGUUGUCAUGUGACUUCAAUAAACAUCUACAGCCUU
Nerophis lumbriciformis (worm pipefish) is the source of this 785-nucleotide messenger RNA. RefSeq names its product copper metabolism (Murr1) domain containing 1 (gene commd1). The record is from RefSeq and is a predicted model, not a curated record. Gene Ontology annotation, biological process: copper ion homeostasis; regulation of proteasomal ubiquitin-dependent protein catabolic process; negative regulation of sodium ion transmembrane transport. Gene Ontology annotation, cellular component: endosome. NCBI's taxonomy places the organism in Eukaryota, Metazoa, Chordata, Actinopteri, Syngnathiformes, Syngnathidae.